Molecule: messenger RNA, 645 nt
Organism: Venustampulla echinocandica
Lineage: Eukaryota; Fungi; Ascomycota; Leotiomycetes; Helotiales; Pleuroascaceae
Product: putative Inorganic phosphate transport protein PHO88
Exons: 2
Coding region: 1-645 (214 amino acids)
Biological process (GO): protein targeting to ER
Cellular component (GO): mitochondrion; endoplasmic reticulum
Source: RefSeq, a predicted model, not a curated record
AUGGCCGGUCUCAGCCCCCAAAUAACCAACCUGGUUAUCAUCCUCCUGAUGAUGCAGGUCUCUAAGCGCAUCCCUAUGGAUGAUCCCGAUACUCUGAUGCUCAUCCGGGCAGGAUAUGUUCUGUCCAACGUCAUCAUCAUCUCGGUCUAUGCCCUCACUCACUAUAAGAUUAACAAGAAGAAGGGUAUGUGUUCUACCAGCGCCGCUGACCUGGAAUGGCUUGCUAAUCCGAACCUGCCUUUUGCAGAUUUGACAACCCUCAAAUAUGUUGAUCAGCCUCAAAUGGGAUCCACCGAGGAGCCUAAGCUCAUCACCACCACGGUCCACCAAUACGAUGUCGACCAGAUGAAGGCUCUUUACAAGGCGCAACUCAUGGGCGUUGGAAUGAUGGCCGUUAUGCACGUGUAUUUCAAAUACACCAACCCUCUCUUGAUCCAAUCCAUCAUCCCGCUCAAGGGCGCAUUCGAAGGCAAUGAGGUCAAGAUUCAUCUCUUCGGGAAGGCCGCCGUCGGGGAAUUAAAGCGACCUUUCAAGGCCGCCGCUGGAAUCAUGAGUGCUCUCCAGGGAACUGCGGCCCCUAGCCAGGACAAGAAGAGCAUCGCGACUGCGGAGAAGGCUGGACGUGGUGGUGUUAAGGACGAAUAG